Myxocyprinus asiaticus (Chinese sucker) is the source of this 11180-nucleotide messenger RNA. RefSeq names its product rho guanine nucleotide exchange factor 17-like. Lineage: Eukaryota; Metazoa; Chordata; Actinopteri; Cypriniformes; Catostomidae. The record is from RefSeq and is a predicted model, not a curated record. The coding region runs from base 389 to 7504 and encodes 2371 amino acids. Gene Ontology annotation, molecular function: protein binding; guanyl-nucleotide exchange factor activity. Gene Ontology annotation, biological process: actin cytoskeleton organization. The transcript has 21 exons.
UGGAAAUAAAGGAUGCGCUUGGAGAGAAACAGUCGGCCAUGGAAAUGGGAUUUACUUUGGAAAAUGUACAUUAUUCAAACUUUGGUCGAGUGCAUACAGAGUUGAAAUACUUAAGAGAUAUUUGCUCAAACUUUGAGGUCUUUCUAUAUGCGUGGAUGGAUACUAAGGGAGGAACGCAUGUGCAAACGUCUGGAAAUAUAAAUAAGACGACUUAAUUCAUUUGUUUUCGUAAACAACCUCAUCUGUUGUUCUCAAAGCAUUUUGUCCUCCUCACCGGAAAACGCUGCCAAACAACUUCUGUGGUUAAAUGGGGGCAUUGUAACUUGUUUUCAGGGGGUAGAAGCAACUACGGAAGAAGAAGAAGAAGAAGAGUGUGGACUAUUCAUCAAUGAACAGAGAAAUGAAAAGUGGGAGGACAGGCAAAGCAAUGGCUGAAAGGGAGAUGGAGAGAAAAGCGCCUGUUUACAGGAGCGUCUCUUUCAAAAAGUUGGAGAGCUGGAGCGCAAAGAAGCGCAGAUCAUUUGGAGAGGAUUUGGAGAGGUGCGGUGCCCUUCCCCCAGACGCCGCAGAGGCGACGCGCACUGUUACUGUAUCCAGAAAAGUUUCCAAAAUCUCCGCGGCCAGCCUCUCGACCGCAGACCUAAAAAAAGCCUGUCAUGGAAUCUCUCCUUCUGUGCGCGAGCUUUCUGAAAAGUUCAGUUUGAGCUCCUCAGGAAACACAGCUUCGAUCGUUAAAAGUGCCGACGAUUUGUCUUUGCAUGACAGUGGCUGCAAGGAGUUUUUGGAGCCCACGCCAGAGAAACUCAAAGAUAAUAACAGAUAUUGUUCAACUCAAGAGUCUUUGUCAGGCUCAGAUUCGGACAGAGGAGAAAAACGCACGAUUCGCAUUAGAGCUGGGAGCCCAAUAUGCAAAUCUCAUCGCAGUUAUCACCCUUCCUAUGGAGAGACCAUUCAUGUUGAUGCUAACUGGCCAAGCGUUACUAAGAUUAGAGAACUAUUUGGGGAUGGACGUAGAAAGCAGCAUAGGUCAACUUCAGAUGCUGAUGACUUGAAAUCUGCCUGUCAACACUUUCAGCAUUCUUUUGAUGCUAAAGACAGCACCUUGAGCACAGAUCAAAGUGUCACACAGCCCUCACACCUGCAAACAGGUCUCUGGCAAGAUACAAACAGCUCUGAUCAUGACAACAAUGCACUGUAUAUAGACUAUUCAACACCAAAUUGCAAUAGAUCCCACCAUUUAAGUGCCGAAAUCUAUUCUUGUGAGUUUAGCAGUGGCACAAACUGUUUGAAUUGUGAUCUUCCACAAAAUAAUAGUGGAACUCAAAGUCCCAUAGGCAUUGAUUUUAAGCAGCCAUCUCCCCCAGAACCCCCACCCCGCAGUAGAGCGAGCGCUUUGCCCCUCAGGUCCCACUCAUUUUCUCACCAUUGGCAGCUGCAGGAGCACAGAAAGAGGGCAGAGCAGCCACAGACACCGGAUAGCUUGCAUUCCUCACAUAACUCUUCCAAACCACAGACAGGCCCCUCCGUGGAACUAGCUGGAAUUCAGGAGAGACUGAGCUCUGGAGAAGAGAACGAGGAGUCAAACCGAAGAACAGGUGCUAACACAGUUCGCACCAGUGAUGGGAUAACCACGCACUGCCCCCCAAACAAGCAUGGCUACAGGGCUACAUUGAGGGGACGGUCUUCAGGAAGUGAGGAGGACAGCCCUGCAGUGCAGGCUCAGCACAACAAGGACUUAAGACGUCGCUCACUAAGGAAAAAGAAGAAGAGCAGUUGCAGCCGAGAUAAUGAGGAGUCAGAUGACAGCGACGACCAGCAUAUAAUGAUGGAGCACUUGGAAAGCUCCUAUGAUUCUCAGCCCAUGAGCCGCAGGAGUGAGGGCUCCCGAUCUAGAGGAUGUUUUACAGGCCCUUCUUGGGCACGAAGUAACCUAUCUCCAUGUUCACAUGUAUCUAAGGACAGCUUUAGACAGCUUUAUAGAACUUUUGAGGGGCCAGCUGCAGCCAGUCCUGUUCCACAGGUGUCGCGGGUGUCAAAGGUCAACAUACCGUCAUUUAUAGCCAGUCCAUUGGGGUCAAGGAGUAGUAGCAGGUAUUCUAGCACAGAGACAUUAAAAGAAGAGGACCAGCCAGCUAACACCCAAACCACUGGAGGGGCCUCAUCAGCUGUUCUGAGUAAAACAUACCAUGGGAAUGCCACCAUGUACCGCUCACCCAGUUUUGGCCAUGGAGAUACCUUUUCUCGUGCCCCAGUUCGAAUUCAUCCUAGACUGAUGCCCAGAUUGAAUCCAGUCGGCUGUAAAAAAGGCACUUUAGAAAACAGGGUAUUCCCUCACUCUAUAAAUAAUGAGAAAGACAAGAAUAGGAUCUCAGUGUCAAACCCUGACAUUGCCUCAGAAACACUGUCACUUCUUAGCUACAUUAAGACAGAUCUGUCAGAGCUUAGAAUGAGAAAGAAAGGGCAAGAUGGUGAAGACAGUCUAAACUCUGGGUUUCAGGGCACAUCAGUACACAGGAUGGGCUCCAGGGCACAGCGGCCACACCCUGGACGGCCCUCUCUGAAAGACCUUACUGCUACUUUGAGGAGGGCAAAGUCAUUCACAUACUCUGAGAAGCCAGUAGUGCAGCGAUAUUAUGGAAGUGGGCCAGGUUUGAGGAGUUCCUCUGAGCAGCAGCUAGACUGUGAAGGUAUUGGAGAGCAGGUGGUAGUUCCUGAAAGGGAGGUGGAGAGUGAUGACUGUAGGAGUACCUAUGGUUGCUACGAGCCAAUGCCAGCUUCUCUGCAAGACCGCUAUGUGCAGGAAGCCAGACAGGUAAUAAGGGACAUCUGUCAAAUGGGUGAAGGUAAGGAAGAAGAGGAUUAUGAGGGAGAGAGUUUCAAGAGAAAAAACGAUGAGGCCAAACAAGACACUGAAUUAGAAAAUAAGGCAAAGCAAGAGGAGAGGAGACUUGAACAUACUGUUUUUGUGGGGUGUAAAGAAGGGGAAGCUGACAGAGAAAGUGGAAAAUGUUUACAGAAAGGAAAUUCAGAGGAGAAUGUGUUCUGUGAUAAAUCGUUGGAUGAGCUCUCUGGUCAUGAAUCUAGCCUCACAGAUGAAGGGAUAGUCACAGAGCCAGAGGUGGGGUUGUAUGGGGGGCUGUCCUGUGGUAAAGAUCUGUUAGGUCAAACCCUCACCGUUUGGAAUCAGUCAGGGUUGUACGAGGAACAUUUGCCUGAUACAACAUCAGAGGAAUCUCUUUCAUCUCAGGUUCCUUCUGUUAGGACAGAUUAUGAGGGGGUAUCCAAAGGAGGAGACAUGAGCAGCAGUAAAAAUGUAAACCAGGGAGCCUUAGAGGCUCCAUCUACUCCCAGCGCUAUUCGCAGGCGAAGGAAAUUCUCCUCAGUUGGCAACAACACCUCGGAAUCCAGCAAUGGUAGUAACAGAGAGUCAAAUGGUGAGUCUGCAUACCGCUCGUUGAGUGAUCCCAUGCCUCACAGAAGUUGUUUGAUUGCAGAAGACAGUGGAAAGAGCUUCUCUAUGGAUAGCAACCUGCUUAGUUCACUGUCUUUAAACUCCAAAGUGGGUGGUGGUGUGGAUUCCUCAGCAGUAGACCUAUCGGAAUAUACAGGCAGUGCCGCUAGUGACCUCUCCGUGUUUAGUGAAAGUCUGCGAGAUUACAGCAAUGUGAUUCAGAGUAUAGUUUGCGAACCUGGCACGAUGGACAAUCUUAUAGACGAGAAAGCAAAUGGUAAGGCCGUGAAGAAAAAGAGCUUUAGUGACCCCAGCAGACGUGGCGAACUGGCAGACACAGUCCUAGAAUUUCAAAGGCACCCCAGUGAGCCAAUUAGUGAAUUAGAACAAUCUAUACCACCUUCUAGCAGUGAGCCCAUCUUAUCAGAGCAAAGAGAUGAGCUAUGGGCGCUAAACAGCGAACGACAGAUUUAUUGUCCCACCAGGAGGCCUCGUUUCCAAUCUGAGCAUGUUUUGCCAUCCCAUCUUGGUCAUAAUGGAGAAACAAAAGUGGUGGUUGAGCCCUCCUUUCCCUUUGACCCUAAGCUAGCUCAGGUUUUGUCUCCUCGCAUGAGUCGCAGAACCUCCAAGAAACGCUCAAACCGCUUUACCAACCAGGUGUCUUGUGAUGAAGGGGAUCACUUAGAGGAACAAGUUGAGGAGCCAUCUUCUGGGGACCACCCGAACUCCACAUCCAUCCUCCCUCAAUUUCCACCCCCAAAGGUCAGGUGCAAACAUGUGCGUCAUGCCAGUGAACCUGCCAUAUUUGUGCCAGUCAUUCCUUCAAAUACCCAGAUCUCCCAGGACCUUCAGAGGUCUAGUCAUGUCCCUGAGUCUCCACCAUCCCUUAAAAUAGUCCAGGGAGAGGAUGCUCCAUCAUUACAGGAUGUCACUGAGCAAUACAUCCUGGCCCUUAACUCUCCGGAGGGCCCAGCGGAGUCCCCUACAGCCCCUAGUGGGAUCACACCAGAGGAAAGAACGUCAACACCCUCAGUGCCUAAUGCCACUGCUGAGCCACAACUAGAGAGGAAGUCCAGUGAUGAGCUCACCACUGCCCCUCUGAAGGCCAAACCAAGAGUUGAUAUGAGAAAACAUGUCAUGAUGACACUACUGGACACAGAACAGUCUUAUGUUGAAUCUCUACGCACACUCAUUCAGGGCUACAUGAAACCCCUCAAGCAUCCAGAGAACUCCCCUCUCUGUGACCCGUCUCUGGUGGAUGAGAUGUUCUAUCAGAUCCCAGAGAUAUUUGAACAUCACGAGCAGUUUCUGGAACAGGUUGUGGACUGCGUAAACCAAUGGCACGACAAACAGACGGUCGGACACCUGCUCAUUCAGUCGUUUUCCAAAGAGAUCCUUGCCAAUAUUUAUUCAGCAUACAUAGACAACUUCAUGAACGCCAAAGACGCAGUGAGAAUCGCCAAGGAGGCCAAACCUGCUUUCCUAAGGUUUCUAGAGCAAAGCAUGCGUGAGAACAAAGAGAAACAAGCUCUGGGUGACCUGAUGAUAAAGCCAGUGCAGCGGAUUCCACGAUACGAGCUGCUAAUCAAGGAUCUUCUAAAACACACCCCUGAGGAUCACCCAGACUACUCAUUUCUACUGGAUGCUCAGAAGAACAUCAAACGAUUGGCCGAAAGGAUUAACAAGGGCCGACGUAGUGCAGAGGAGCUGGAGAGAGAGACACGCAUCAUGCAGGAGAUCGAAGCUCACAUAGAGGGCAUAGAACAUAUCCUGAAUCCCCAAAGGAAGUUUCUUAGACAAGAGAUGGUGGUAGAAGCGAAAACAGUAGGCGGUAAGAAGGACCGAUCUCUCUUCCUCUUCAGUGAUCUGCUCAUCUGCACCACUCUUAAGAAGAAGUCAGGAACUCUACGCAGAAGUUCCAUGAAUCUGUAUUCUGCUGCUAGUGUCAUUGACACCUCAAGUAAAUAUAAGUUCAUGUGGAAACUGCCUUUAGAAGACUUGGAAGUUGUUAAAGGCUCUAAUCAAGCCACCAACAGAGAGAACAUCCAGAAGACCAUCAGUCGUUUGGAUGAAGAUCUCAGCACACUUGGUCAGAUCAGCAAACUGUCAGAAACGCUUAGUUUUCCUCAUCAGAGCUUGGAUGAUGUGAUAAAGGAUCUGAUGGCGUCAGUUCAUCGUGAGCUGGCUGAGAAGCAGUCUCUGGCCUUUAGCAUGACGUUAUUGCCCACUAAACUGGAGCUCAGCUCCCCCUCAGCCGAGAACACCUUCAUAUUUGAGUUCAGCAGUCCUGAUGCUCGCAGUAACUUUGAGCAAGCGUUCGAGGAAGCCAAAAAGAAACUCGCCAUGAACAAGGACCAGUGGGACCCUGAGUUCCUGAAGGCCAUCCCCAUCAUGAAGACCCGCAGCGGGAUGCAGUUUUCCUGCGCCUCACCGAGUCAUAGCUGUCCAGAGAACACGUAUGAGGUGUGGGUGUGUAACAGUGACGGUUACGUGGGUCAGGUGUGUCUGUUAAACAUCCGUGAUGAGCCGACAGUGGAGGCCUGCAUCGCUGUCUGCUCGGCUCGCAUCAUCUGCAUUGCAGCCGUACCGGGCCUGAAGAACAGUAGAGAACGAGUUGGCCAUUCCAACCUUUCCGUCCCGUCUGAGUCGAACCCUACGGCCUCUACUCAACCCCAGCUCCACAUCUCUAUCUCUGGCUCGUCUCUGGAGCUCAACGAGCCCCCUGUAGAGCCUGCAGCAGAGCUCGUGCCCUUCGACAGUGAUGAUACGGAUGAUGAAGACUCUCCCAGUCCUUCAUCCACACUGCAGAGUCAAGCAUCCCAUUCCACAAUCUCCUCCAGCUUCGGCAAUGAUGAGGCAGCGGUGUCUAAAGACAUGGCCACAGAGACAACCAGCUCUGAAGAGGAGCAGGAGUUUCCUGUGCCCAGCUCUUAUGGAGCCCCUCGGCUCAGCGCGGACAGUCCCAUGGACGGACGAGCCAUGCGGCGGUCCAGUCGAGGGUCUUUCACCAGAGCCAGCCUGGAGGACCUGCUCAGCAUCGACCCAGAGGCGUACCAGAGCUCUGUUUGGCUCGGGACCGAGGACGGCUGUAUUCAUGUGUACCAGUCAUCAGACAACAUCAGGAACCGUAAGAACAGCAUGAAGAUGCAGCACUCUGCUUCUAUCUUGUGUAUACUGUAUCUUGACAACAAAGUAUUUGUGUCUCUGGCAAACGGGGAGGUGAUAGUGUACCAUAGAGAAGCAGGAAGUUUCUGGGACCCUCAGAGCUCUCAGACGCUGUGUUUGGGUUCUUCAAGUGGACCCGUGACCAAAAUGGUUCCAGUGGCGGGAAAAUUGUGGUGUGGCUGUCAGAAUCGGGUUCUUAUCGUCAACACCAGCACAUUAACACAAGAGCACUCAUUCCAAGUGGGUCAGGACAGCGGGCGCUGCAUCACUAAUAUGGUGUGCUAUGGCAAAGGCGUGUGGAUCGCUCUGCAGGGCAGCGCUCAGGUGCGGCUGUAUCACGCCUCCACCUACGAGAGCUUGACGGAGGUUGAUGUGGCCCCAGCUGUGCACAAGAUGCUGGCAGGUUCUGAUGCUAUUAUCCGCCAGCACAAAGCAGCGUGUUUGCGGAUCACCGCUCUGUUAGCAUGCAAAGACCUGCUGUGGAUUGGGACCAGUGCAGGGGUGGUCCUGACUCUGGCUAUCCCACCCGUGUCCUCCAGCACUGGGCCAGGCACUGUGCGCACUCCCCUCGUCCCCAUGGGCUCCGCUCACGGACACACCGGACACGUCCGAUUCCUCACGUGCAUAGAGCUGCCCGAGGGCUUCGACGUCAACUUCCCUCCUCAGUCAGAGUCAGUGAACUCCACACAGAACAACACUGAAAACAGCGCUGAAGGUUUGCAGAGAAGAGACUCCGCCCGCCGGCGCGCCUCCACCCUCCUGCCUGUUAAAUCCAACCUGCUGGGCAUCAGCGGCGGUGAUGGCUAUGAAGACUUCAGACUGACCAAUAGCAGCGAGACAGUGGGGCGGGACGACAGCACCAACCACUUGCUGCUGUGGCGUGUGUAACAGAAGACCCGCUUCUGUUACACCCCUCUUCAAACAAGCCACUGGACUAGCUCACGCACUUCCCCCUGAAACCCACCCCUUCCUGUUCUCUGAUGCAUCUGAGACAUAAAAAAUGGGGUGUUCAUUUCCGUUAAGUUGUGAUAUGGGUCAGUGCUCUCUGUCAUUUAGUUUCUUGGUGUAAGAAAUCGAUCAUGCUUGCCAAGUGGUGUUUCCUGUGAGUGCUUUUAAAUAUUGUGUUAAACUCAAAGAAAACUUUAGAAACUGCAUUAAAAGAAGACAGAAAAAUGUAAGUAAGGAUUGACCGGAAAACAAGAGAGAAAGUAAAAGAACAUUGUAUAAGGAACAAUAAGUAGGUGGUUGAAGGAAUAGUUCACCCAAAAAUGAAAAUUCUCUCAUCAUUUACUCACACUUAUGCCAUUCCAGAUGUGUAUGACUUUAUUUCAUCUGCUGAACUCAAAUGAAGAUUUGUAGAAGAAUAUUUCAGCUGUUUUGGUCCAUUCAAUGCAAGUGAAUGGGUGCCAAACUUUUGAAGCGCCAAAAAUCACAUAAAUCAGCAUAAAAGUAGCCUAAUCCAUGUGACUCCAGUGGUUAAAUCAAUGUCUUCAGAAGUGAUAUGAUAGGUGUGGGUGAGAAACAGAUCACUUACACAUUCUUCUUCUUGUGUUUCUGUUGAUUCACAUUCUUCAUGCAUAUGGCUCCUUACUGGGUGGGGAGAACAAUUUCUAGCAAAAAAAGUACAUACAUAUUGAUCUGUUUCUCACCCACACCUAUCAUAUCACGUCAGAAAAUAGGGUUUAAAACACUGGAGUCGUAUGGAUUACUUUUAUGCUGCCUUUAUGUGCUUUUUGGUGCGUAAAAUUCUGGCACCCAUUCACUUGCAUUGUAUAGACCUACAGAGCUGAGAUAUUCUUCUAAAAAUCAUAAUUUGUGUUCUGCAGAAGAAAGUCAUACACAUCUGGGAUGGCAUGAGGGUGAGUAAAUGAUGAGAUAAUUUUUAUUUUUGGGUGAACUAUCCCUUUAAGAGAAUAAUUUACCCAAAAAGGAAAAUUCUGUCAUUUACUCACCCUCAUGUUGUUCCAAACCCGUUUGAUGUUCUUUUCUCAUUGGAACACAAAAUGAGAAAAGGUAAAGAAUGGACUGGCCAGCUGUACUGCAUCUUUCCAUAUUACAGUAUGAAAUGAAUAGGGACUGUUGCUGUUGUGCUCCAAAAUGACUAAAAAGGAUAUAAAAGGACUCGUAGAAUAUAUUCUGAAGUCUUUAGAAGCCAUAUAAUACCUUUGAUGAAAAAAAAGAAGACUAAUAUUUCCCUUCACUGUAGCUUUCAAACUAAAUAUAGCGUUGUCAAUGGCGUGAACACAGUAGUGUUGCACCAAGUUUGAAUCGUGAUGCACCAAGUUUGAAUAUGCAUAAGUGUGAAUGGGAGCUCCAGUGGAGGGGAAGAUUAUCUGUGAAUAAAGACUUAAAUUUCUAUCUGUUUCUAAACAUAUGGCUUGGAAUAUAGUGCUCUAAUCGUAUGGACUACUUUUAUGGUACUUUGUUGAUAUUUUAAUGAGCUUGACAGCCACAGUCCUCAUUAACUUACAUUAUAUGGAAAAGAGCAGGCAGUACAUUCUUCUACAUUUCUUCUUUUAUGUAUCCCCUGAAGAAAGAAAGUCAUACGGGUUUGUAAAUUAUGACAGAAGUUUCAUUUUUGGGUGAGCUGUUCUUUUAAUGUUUUUACGAGAAAGAAGGUCAAAGUUAUAGAUGGAUAGAAAGAGCAUUUGAAAUGCAUCACAGGAGGGAGGGUGGAUUCUGACAAAAGUAAAAAACACUUUUACAGUCAGAGUGGUCAACUACUGGUCUAUUUAGACUGUGAUUUCGUUCAAGAAUGAAGAUGUUUUUGUUAAACCUCUCAGUUGCGCCAUGCUGGACGAGAUGAGGGUUAAUCGUAAGUAACCAAUGUGCAAUAUACGGCUAGAGUACCUACAAACAGCUAUACAUCACACAUACACUCACUGUUUAGCCGCACACACACUUUACUACUCUACAGUAAUCAACAGACUCGCAGUCAGAGUUAUUAAACACUUUCAUUUUAUUAUUUUGGUUAUCAAAUCAUUUUGUAUGUAUAAAAAAAAAAGAGAUUUCACUACAUUAUGUAAAAGAACAGCAAUGACAUUCCAUUAUACUGUGUAGGUAUUGUGACAAAUUCUUUUGUACAGUAUUUAUGUUUUUUCAGUUUUAUUCAUAGCUCAGUUUUUUUUUUUUUUUUUAGCACUUAAUUUAUAAAUAUGAUAGUCUGCCGUUUUUCUCUACUGAAAGAUUUUGUCGCACAACAAAAAUUUGAGUCAGUGAGGUCGUGUUUCGUGAGUUCGAUUAAAUAAUUAUACAACAUUGCAGCAGAUCUCACAAAGAAAUGACGGGUCAUAUUUCGCCCCAAAAUCAAAAGAGAAAAUACUAAAUUCUAUUUUGCAAAAAGAAAAUUAAAAUAAAAUAAAAAGUCACAAUACAAAAGAAAUCUUAAUGGUUCUUUAAGUUAGGCUUAAUUUUCUUGAUGCAAAAUAUUAUGUCUUUCCUCAUUUUGAGGUCAAAUAUGACCUGGAUGUUUCUUGACCGUUUUUGUGAGAUUCACAUUAUGAUAGCUUUGUAGUUUAUCAAUGUUUUUUUUGUUGGUUUUUUUUCAGGAAAGGGAAUUGGAUGAUAUCGUUAAAGAAAUUGUUCAUUGUGACGUGUUACAGUACAUAAUGCUGAUUUGACAUGUAGAGUUUUGAGUUCGAGAGAGACAAUCUGUGCUUGAUUGUUAAUGUGUCUGUUUAGAUUAUGACACAUAAAAUGAACACAUACAUGUUACAGCCUUUUCGUUCAUUGUGGAGAGGGAAUUAACUGCUAAACCUCUCCGCUUGCACCUCAUGCCAACAGUUUGAUUGGUUUGCUGUGAAAUGAGCAAUUUCAGCUGCCUUGGUUGCUCUGGUAAGAGCCGAACAUCUGAAAGAUGUAGUCAGUCACAAACACACCCAAAUGUGCGCUUACCUGAAUCCAUAAUCCACUAAAUUCCCUGUGAUUUCAACAGGAUGCAUGUGAGGUCAUAUGAUUUGCUCCAACCAAAUAAUGCAAGGAAAUUUACAGGCAUAAUUUCAAGGUUUAAAAGUUUGUUUGUAGACAUGAAUGUUAGUGCCAAGAACUUGUGGUCUAAUUCUUUACCUGCAGGAAGAAACUGUCAAAGCAUUUCUGCUACUAUUGAAAAUAAGAAUCGACUUUGCCUUAUUAUAUUCAAGAUCCACAAAGAACCAUAUUUUCUUAAAGUCUGCAUUGGAGAGUUUUGUUUUUUAAUCAAAUAGCCAAAUCAAAUUGAGUUGAGACUGUUGUAAGUAACCCUCUAUUCCCUUUCUAGUGAAAAACGUCCUCAAUGUUUAUUGUAAAUAUUGGUAUAUAUUGCCUUUUCUCUGUACAUAGUGCUCUCACGGUCCACAAGUAUUCAAAUGAAUCUAAUGGCUUGUUUUUUACAAGUAUUGUGUCUAUUGUUUUUUCCUCAUUUGGCAUGUGCCGUCUCAUUUAAAUUAAAACUAUUACAGGAUUUUAAAAGAAGAAAAGAAAACCAGCUGUAUCAGUCGACGUGCUUAUUUCACAUCGUUUUCCUGUUACAUGUCAUAUUUUGCCACUGUGGGUUUCUUUGUAAUUAAACAUUUCACUGAUGACAGAG